Messenger RNA from Suillus plorans, 1923 nucleotides. RefSeq lists its product as uncharacterized. The record is from RefSeq and is a predicted model, not a curated record. The transcript is spliced from 5 exons. Lineage: Eukaryota; Fungi; Basidiomycota; Agaricomycetes; Boletales; Suillaceae. The coding region runs from base 1 to 1923 and encodes 640 amino acids.
AUGCCAGGUGCCACAUGGACAACACCUCAACAGAAGGUGUUUCUGGAGCAGCACUACAACCCUUUCUUGAAGGCGCAACUGCAGGGUACUGUCGGCCAAUUCUGGAUCCCCUUAUAUGCCGAGUGGUUUAAAAAAUGGCCAGAGGUCAAUGAAAUGUUCAAAGGUCAGACCGUACCAGUCCCAUUGUCCGAGGAACAGAAUGUCGAGUUAGGAAAGGCAGUAGACACGAGGCAUAGGAAGAGCGGUAGAGAGGCUGUGAACACAAUGACCAAAUUGAUCACAAAGCUGAUGGGAAGUAGAGCGAAGGGCACACGAGUGCACAGCGAGGUUGAGGUGUUCUCGAAAAUGAUGUACAAAGACAAUGUACAAGAGAUGGUGAAGAAGGAAAUCGAGGCAGGUGCCCUGGCCACGAAGGAAGAAAGGCUCCGAGGCAUGAAGGAGCUUACUAGGAAGGCAUAUGAUGCUUCUAGUGAAGAGGUUCGCGCUUUGUGUAAAGCAAAAGUACAAGAAGAGCGAGACUUGAAGGCUCAAGUUAUCCUUUGGGGACUUAAAGAGGGAGGUGGUGUGUGUCCUACAAAUGAGCAGUAUGCAAAGGCGCUCGAAGAAUGCACUGGUCCUAUCUCACAAUUUCUGCAGGCUAUCCAGCACAUGACAGGCUUUGAAUGGAGUGUCAUUGGCGCAGGCCCUGAUCCUCGCCUGGAUGGUAAACUUAAUGCACUGACUUACCACACCGGCAUCAAUUCUGCAGGCAGGAAUUGGCAUGAAUCCACACCCGACUUCGUUGAACGUCACCUCAAUCCUUACUUGGAGUUUGUCAGUACCAUUUUCCCAGAACAUGUUAGGAAGACACGUGCGCUCAAUUAUGUGCCUCAGGCUCCAAGUCCUACAAGAGAUACUACUCCAGAGUUGACUGCUGCCAUCAUUCCACUAACAAUGGACCUCGUGGGUGCAGCUUCUCCAAGUAGCGCUUCUCUUCCUGUCAUGCUGCACAGUGCGGCCUUGUUAGGUCAAGCAUUGGCGGGACCUGCACAUGUUCAACCAGGUGUAGAUUUGCUAUCUGAUGAUCUUUGGACCUUUGAUAGAUCAAACACAGAGUCUUUUCUCGAUGAGACUCAGCUUACGGGCCUCCCUAUGGAAGUACUGCUCCCUGCACAUCCUGACGCCACCUCAUCCCACAAUGCCGCAGAGAUGUCAUUUCCUUCUUUUUCAUUGUCUUAUAGUCCACCGCCGUCAACCUCGCAGGCCAUCUCAUCGAAUCAAGAAGUCUGGAAUCAGCAGAUACCAUCUCCACUCUGCUUCUCGCCACCUCAUUUCCGCAUUCGCCAUGACAGGCUUGAUGAUUCCCCCAUCUCCAACUCAUCUGACAUCUUUGGGCCAAGCUAUGUUUUUCCAGACCCUCCUGGACUCCGAGUUGAACCUGGUCGUAACACGAUAUUGUCUGGUUCAGCUGCAAACCCUCACCUUUCUUUUGAUGAGCAUCCCACACCCGCACCUGCACCUGCACCUGUGCCCACACCUGCACCCACACCUGUGCCCACACCUGUGCCCACACCUGUGCCCACACCCGCACCCACACCCGUACCCAUGCUCACACCCGCACCCGCACCGACCGUAGACGAGCGCACAUCUUGCGCCAAUAUUGUCAGUGCACCCAGCUUGCACUUACCAAUGCCAACUCAAGCUGCCACUACAACCACUGCACUGAUUGUGGACAAGCCUCUGAAACGAGCUGGUGGACCUCCUCCAGCCGUGGAUGAACACACAUUCGGCACCGUCAGUGCACCGAGAAAGAUGGGGUGUGUUAGACAAGCUACCACGCGCCUUGCACAAGCAAACAACAUCGGAGAGAUCAAAGGGAAACACAAGGCUACUACAGUUACGGGAGAUUCGGCAUGCCCCUCUUCAAACCAACGAAAAUUGUAG